UUCUUCUGUCUCUGCAAUCUGUGAUUUUGGUUCUUCUUAUGUUCAGGGGAAUGUAUCUGAUUUGUUUUGUAUUUCAGAAUUGAUGGUCGAGCGUGGGCUCAGAUCUACCGGCUGCCCAUAAGAUUAUUAGCUUUUAUUGAACCAUUUUGUGAUGGUAGUUUAUGAGGAACUAUGAAAUCCUUCGACUUGCUUCCGAUUCCGCUUGGCCUCUGAUUUCUUCUGCUGGAGGCCUGGAGCUCAUGUGUUGAGGGUUUUCGUUUUGGAUCCAUUUUGGUCUGAGGUAAUUCUUAAGAGUAGAAAAUGGAUGGCCGGAUGAAGAAAUACAGGCAGACGAGCCCAGAGAGGGCAAGAGUUUGGAAGGAGCCUUCACCUAAGCACCAAACUAGAAAAGUUCCUGUUGUUUACUAUCUAUGCAGAAAUCGACAUCUCGAACAUCCCCAUUUCAUUGAGGUACCGCUCUCAUCGCCUGAAGGACUUUACUUGAGAGAUGUUAUUGAUAGGCUUAAUGUUCUUAGAGGAAGAGGCAUGGCUUCCAUAUACUCGUGGUCUUGUAAGAGGAGCUACAAAAAUGGUUUUGUUUGGCAUGAUCUCUGUGAAGAUGACCUGAUUCUUCCUGCUCAUGGAAAUGAAUACGUUCUCAAAGGUUCUGAGCUCGUUGAAGAAUCUAAUUCAGGUCGUUUCCAUCCGACUGUUAAUACAAGGUUGAAGAAUCCAAUGCUACUACAAGAACCCACGUCUUCCCGUAGCCUGGAGGCUUCUUCAUCUUCUUCAGGCAUGAUGGUAGGGAAAGGGAUAAAACCUUCCCAAGACGAUGAAAUCUCUCCUCCACUCCAACGCCCAAGCCCCCUUGUUAUGUCUCCAGAUUCUGUAGUUGGAAACAACCCCCCGUAUUGUGGCUCUAGGAGCUUGACAGAGUACAAGGUUUGUAAGGGAGCCCAAGCAGCCGAUGCUUCAACCCAAACUGAGGUAAUAAGUGUACGGAGAGACAAGGCCGGAGAAACUUGUACAAGAGGUGUUUCAACUGAUAAUGGGUCAAUAGAGCUUGAACGCAAUGGGAGUCAUGAGAACCAGAUUCCACAAGCUAAAGAGAACUCUGAGCUAUGUAGGGAUGAGAUUUCUCCACCGCCAUCUUCUUCGAGCACUUCUUCUUCUGGCGGAAAGGCGGAGACUUUAGAGUCUCUAAUCAGAGCUGAUGCUAAUAAGAUAAAUAGCUUCAGGAUACUUGAAGAGGAAGGCGUUAGUUUGCCCUCCAAUAUGAAAUUCAAACCUUCAAACAUGUUGAUGCAAUUGAUCUCCUGUGGGUCUAUCUCAGUGAAAGAUCACAGUUUUGGCCUUGUACCUACCUACAGACCUAGGUUUUCUCAUUGUAAAUUUCCCUCUCCAUUGUUUUCUAAAACGAUCAUGCUGGGAGAGCUUGACUGCUUGUCAGAGAAUCCAAGAUCGAAGGGGUUGAGUUUGGAAGACAAAGACUAUUUUAGUGGAAGCUUAAUUGAGACUAACACUUACAGGGAGGGAGAUGGACUGACUGUUCUCAAAAGGUCUUCCUCGUACAAUGCUGACAGGACUUCUGAGACAUUGGAUUCAGCAGCAGGUGACAAAGAGAGGGAGACUGAUGUUGUACGUUCGAAAUGCAUCCCUCGGUCAAUCAAACCCUCAUUGGGUAAAUCCCCAAGGAAUGAAACAAUGAGAUCCCCUGUUUCAGAUGCACCCAGGAAUUCUUCGGCAGCUGCAGAGGAUUCACAACCCCUCUCUCAUGGUGCAUGCAAUGGUGGCAGCAGGAGAAUCACGGAGCCUUCCACUGGGAAGAGACCAUCAAAGAGACUAGACUCUUACAGGGAAGAGGAGAAAGUGAUCAAAAUCGAAGAAAGGCUUGCUUCAGGAGCUCGGAUUAUAAUUCAAUCCAAGACCCCUUGUGAUGAGAACAGAGGCACCUUAUAGGGAGGUGGGAUUGGGAUGGUUUUCUGAUUUGUUUCUUCUCUACAGAUAGUUAAAAAG
This is a messenger RNA of Telopea speciosissima, 1995 nucleotides long. Its product is annotated as protein SOSEKI 3. The coding region runs from base 301 to 1938 and encodes 545 amino acids. NCBI's taxonomy places the organism in Eukaryota, Viridiplantae, Streptophyta, Magnoliopsida, Proteales, Proteaceae. The record is from RefSeq and is a predicted model, not a curated record. The transcript has 6 exons.